Messenger RNA from Panicum virgatum (switchgrass), 1027 nucleotides. RefSeq names its product xylanase inhibitor protein 1-like. Lineage: Eukaryota; Viridiplantae; Streptophyta; Magnoliopsida; Poales; Poaceae. The transcript has a single exon. The coding region runs from base 26 to 928 and encodes 300 amino acids. Gene Ontology annotation, cellular component: extracellular region. Gene Ontology annotation, biological process: carbohydrate metabolic process. Gene Ontology annotation, molecular function: chitinase activity. The record is from RefSeq and is a predicted model, not a curated record.
UUCUCCACACCACUACGCAGUAGCAAUGCCGAUCUUACGCGGGAGGCCAUCCCACAGUCUGAUCGCACUUCUCUCUGUUGCGAUGAUCCGCACCCUUGCUGGCCCGGCCAUGGCAGCGCUGGAGAACCAGACCGGGCAGGUGUCCGUCUUCUGGGGCCGCCACAAGGACGAGGGCUCCCUCAGUGAGGCCUGCGACUCCGGUAUGUACACCGCGGUGAUCAUGUCCUUCCUCAACGUCUACGGCGAUGGAAGGCACCAGCUCGACCUGUCGGGCCACCAUCUCGCUGGCAUCGGAGACGACAUCGAGCACUGCCAGUUUGUUGGCGUCCUGGUCUCCCUCUCCAUCCGAGGUAACUACUCGCUCGCAAGUAACCAGUCCGCGCUGGUCCUGUCCGACAACAUCUGGAACUCCUACCUCGGCGUCUUCCGGAAGGGCGCGCACCGGCCCUUCGGCGACGCCAAGUUCGACAGCGUCGAUCUUUUCAUCGAGCAAGGAAACCCGGCGAAGCACUACGACGUGCUUGCCAGGGAGCUCGCCAAGCACAAGAUCGGCGACGGGAACAGGAAGCCAAUCCAACUCUCGGCGACAGUGCACUGUGCCUUCAUGAACCACCUCAUCACCAUGGGGAUCUACGAGCGCAUCCACGUCCGGUUCUUCGACGACGACGAUGCCCACAGUACUAACUGCAAUGCAUACAGCGAGAAGGUAUGGGACAGCUGGACGGCCGCGUACCCGUCCAGCAGGAUCUUCCUUGGUCUGCCUGCAUCGCCCGAGGCGGCCAAGGAAGGCUACCUGUACCCGAAAAGCCUCUACUACGGCGUGCUCCCGGUGGUGCAGAAGGCGGCCAACUACGGCGGCGUCAUGCUCUGCGAUCGAAACUUCGACGCACGCAGCAACUUCAGCAGCUAUGUCAAAAGGUGGGCUUGAGAAGACACGACAAAGAAUUGAACACUAGGAAAGUGGUUCUGUAUGCUAUGCAUCUAUUUAUAUAAAUUGUAUUUAUAUAUAAGGAAUAAAUAUAAGUCA